CAAAAUGGCUGCCAUGACAUUUUUGUAGACGCAGAGAACUUUCAUUUUCUACCUGUACCUGCAUGACUCAGAAAUAUUUAUGAACUAAAUUGCACGAACAUAUAAAUUACUCAAAGAAAUAAAUGGCUUCAGGGGGAGGCAAUCCAUUCAGAAAGCCUGCAGCGACAGAUCCAAGACAGAAGAGCACAUGGCAGAGAACAGCUAGUGCCUCAGACAAAGAUGACAACAUUAGCUUGAACAGUUUACCUAAUGAUCUUAGACCAAAUAACUGGGAUUUUUCUGACUGGAAGCCUACUAGAACUACUUAUGAUAAUUCUAAACGAAGGAAAAAGGGAAACCCGGAGAGAGAAAGGGAGCAGUCAUUAUCUCAGGAUUCACCACCUCCAUCGGAACAGCAACACAGAACGCCCUCGACAUAUCCUCGUACUCGCAUCACUCCUAGUACUCCUACAUCACAAAGGGUCGCCCUAGAAAACCUUAAACAACAGCUAACUUUUAGUGACAAUGAGGAAGCUAGUCUUGACGGUGAGAGAAACAAUGAGAGGAAUGUUCCAAUCCGUCGUGGUCGACCACCAAACUUCACGAGACAAGAUACCUCCAGUACUGAGGGGGCAGGGCCUAGAAAUGAUAUGUCACAACAGAGGGGAAGAAAUAUGGCCAGUCCAAAUAAUGUAGAGGACUUCUUUUCUGAAGCUGGGCCCAACCAAGGAGAGAUUGUUGGUAGAUUGAUGCAGAUUAGAGACUAUAUAAAACAGGCCAAUGUGAUGAUGGAUGCUCUGAACAAGUCUGGUAAUCCGCAAGCUCAUAGGGAGGACCUAGGAAAAUUAAGAAAACUUGCAGAUAGCCUUCAAGAACAAGAAAAUAGCUAUUUGGGCCUUCUUCAGCAGGCCUUGACUAUGAAGGUAGAAAAUACUGCUGUGGAUGGUAGAGAUGACGCUCCCCGCCCUGAUUCAGCCGAGGACAGACAGUCUGUUGACAUUGAUGUUAAAUCAGAGUCUGAUGAAACAGCUACAGAGCGCAGUCCUAGUGCAUCAUCUCGGCCAAGAAUUGAAGAUAAACUUGGUAUGUCUGAAGACGAGGAUUUAGAUGAUGGCACUUCUCCGUUCUCUGUUGACAGAACACUAAUACCAAGUCGAAACUUUGACCAGGAUAAUGAUGUUGAUGAGGGUGAUCCAGAAGGUGAUUUGAUGGCUUUGCGGCAGCAACAGGAAUUACUCCAGAAACUGUUGCAACAGAAAGAACAGAUGACAGCAUUAAAAGAAAGACAAAGAUCCCUAAUAGCUCUGCAGAAAGAUGCUGAAGCCAAACUUAAUGAAGCCAGAGCGUAUGAAGGUAGGAAAGCAGCAUCCAUGAACAGUCUAGGAGGACAGCAGCCUCCACGUCAGAAUCGCCCAGCUGCUGAUAAUAUUUUUGCCAACGUGGAGUCUGAUGGUACACCUAGCUCCCUGCAGGACAUUAGACAACAUUUUAACUUACUGAGGAAUGAGCUGAAGGAGACAGUCAGUGCUGGUUCCAGGAAAGUGGAAAAAAAAGACGACAGGACUCGACCAAGUAAUCCUGCUAUAGAGGCUGCUGCUAAUGAAGCUGCUGCUGCAUUAGAUGACAAUCGUUCACAGUUACAGAACAAACUGGAGGAAUUACACGACAAAAAACAGAAGAUGGAUCAAUUACUGCAGGAGUUACAAAUUCUACGAUCUGAAAGAGUGGAAGAUAUAAUGAAUAAUGGACUACAAGAUAAUAGUACCAGUGCAGCUGUACCUAGAACAAACUCCCAGAUGAGAAUAUCUUCCUCUGAAGCUGCAUCACAACAUGCUGAAGCUACAGAACAUGAUGCUGAAGAUGUCCUUAAAAUGUUGGAGGCUGAAGAAAAAUUUAGAAAAUUGAAAGAGGUGAAAGAGAGGCUGAAUCAGUUAAAAUCAUUGAUGCAGUACUACCAGGCCGAGGAAGAGGACAAAGAAAAUGAUGAGAGAGCUGCGUAUCAGGGUCGUCUAGAGCAAGGGUCAAUACCUGUCAACAAUGAACAGUUAACUGAGGUACCAGUAGAAAUAGUUCGCUCUGGACGUGGUGUGGAGACAAGAUCUGAUGAUGAAAAUGAAUCUGAGAGUAGUUCUAACGAGGAGGGGACAGAAUCUCAUCUCUCUAGUCUUGGUCCCUGGGGUGAUGACCCAGAAAUACAAGAGAAAGUCAAGAAACUAAAGGCAGCAAAAGACAAACUAAAACAGUUACAAGAUCUGGUGUCGAUGGUACAACAUUCUCCUGAUGCUGCCCAGCUGUCGUUACCAGAAAACCUAAUGGAGCUAGCAGGAAGUCUAGAUGACGGGGAGUAUACAGAGGUGAUGGACAAAGGGACAGAACUCAGUGAGGGAGAAAUAGCAAAUGAUCAGGAGGAAGAACGAGACACUUUUUAUGCAGCUAAGAUGCAAGAACAGAUGGAUGAGUUAGAUGAACUGAAAUCUGAACGUCAGCGGCUACUGAACAUACAACAAGAAUUACAGACAUUAAAUGCUAGAUUUCCAACUUCAGAGGUUGCAGAAGGAGACCAGGAAAGAGAUGCAGAACCAACUCAUAAAAGACACAAACAAUCUAAACAGAUACCUGAUGAACCUGAGGUUGAGGGUAGUGAUAGGGCUCCUGUAGUCACGUUUUCCUCCAAUGAUGAAGUUUAUGACAAGAUGAGAAGACAGAGAAUGCUGAGAGAGGAACUCCGACAGAAAAAGAGAGAAGUUGAAGCUAUAAUGAAGAAAGAUGGCUCAAGGAAAAAUUAUGGAAAAAAUCAAGAUGCUCAAAGUGACACGGUUUCUUUUUCAACUGAUGCAUUUGGUGGAGCUGCUAGUGCUGAUGCUACCAUGGCAACUUGGGGAGGUUCUACUGUAGACAACAUGGAGAGCAUCACAGAGGACGGGGUAGAUGGGAACCAGGCUAGUGAUAAUGAUGAAGUGGAUGAUGGAUAUCCCAGUGAUGGUAUUGUACAGGUUGAGGAAGAAGAAGAGGAAUUCGACAAUGAAACUUACACAAUAGAAAAUGAUGUACGUCAGCGAAGAAUGGCCAGAGCAGGGAAAACCAAGCAGAGGACUUAUCCUCGGUCUCGUAAUGAACCUAAAGGUGGGGCUCGACCAAAGCAAAGAAGUUUUGCAAAGAAACAAAAGAAAAGUAGACAAAGACAAGAGAAUUUCAGGUCAGCAGAAGAUAUUAUUCAGGAUGAUGAGCCUGCAUCCUUACAACAGCAAAUCGACAGACUUACAAACUUGUGUCAGUCUUUGUUACAGAGGGACACACCUGGUCCUCUCAUGCAACCGUCUCCUACCGGCUAUGGGUACCAGCAGAACCCUGACAUACAACAACAAUUCCAACAACAGCAAAGUUUGAUGAUGAAUCAGUGUCUUCAACAAAUGUGUAUGCAACAGAUGGAAUUACAGAACCUUCAACGGCAACUCAACAUGUUCACCGAUCCCUACGGUGGCGACAUGCGACUACGGUCUUUACAGUCACUUCCUACAGACAGUCGCAACAUGUCCCCUAAUCUUGAAUCUCGACAGCAACCUUUUAGUGUUCAAGUUCCUCAGUUCCCUAGUAGUUACUAUGGCAAUAGGCGAAGUAAUGAUAGCUCGCCACAAAUGAACAAUGAAGGCUUGUUAAUGAAUCGGUCAUCGUAUGGUCAGGGUAGUGGGAAGAAAGCAUCUAGUGGUAGGAGUAAGAACAAUUAUGAACAAUAUUAUUCUUCUGAGAAAAAGGAAAAGUCACCGAAAAACGUACAAGAAAGAAGUCAAGAAUUCCAAGAUACCCCCAUGCCAUUGUUAAAUUUUGAUGAACAGAAGAAUAGACGAAAGUUAAAUGCAGCAAAAGAUUGGUCAACAACAUCAUUAGCAUCUGAUAGUAAACAUGGAUCAGAGAGACCAGAUAGAGAAGAAGAUGCCAGAAGACAAGGGUUGUCGUUGAGAGCUCGUCAGCUGUUAGAAGAUAUGUAUAGACCAGGCCUUAGUGCUGGAAUUAGUGGAGCAGGUUUCAGGGAAAAUAUCAGCAUUGCUAGUACUAUGUCACAAGCCCAGGAGAGUCCUGGUAAAGAUACAAGAGAAUCAGACGAUGGAGUAGACUUGUCCUUGUUUGAAGCACUGAGAGAGGGUAUAUAUGCUGAAGUUGCUACUUUAAUAUCACAGAACGAAAACCGACCACAUUUCUUGAUAGAGUUGUUUCGAGAAUUACAGAAAUUAAACACAGAUUACCUACGACAAAGAGCUUUGUAUGCCAUCAGAGAUGUGGGGUCAAAGUUCCUCACAGAACAAAAUAAUGAUACAUCUGUUUCUGCUCCAGCUCCAGCCUGGAUGAACACAGAUGCUGUCAAUCAAGGAUCUGAUACAGAAUCUACACCCAGUGAAAGUAUCGUUACAACAGAUAUGGAUGAAAUCACAGAUGCACCCCAGGGACGACGGACACAGUUACAGAACAACAUGUUGUUACGUGGUGGAUCUAUAGCCAAUGAUGCCUUUGAUUACAUAGAGAAUGCUGACAAUGACAGCUCCCUGUCAACGCCUUCUAACAGUUACUGGGAGAAUCCAUUUGCACAGGAUUCCCUUGGUGAUACUGCCAUUAACUUGAAUAAAGCAUUACAGAAAAUGAGAGAAUGUGAAAAGAAAAUGGCAUCAGAGGAGGCCAAGGUCAAAAGUUUAGAGAAUGCACGACAGAAUCGUGAGCUGUCAGAACAAUACAGUAGCUCUGCUGUAGACCAGGGGAGUGAUAAAGAAAGUUCAGUCUCAUCAUUAUCAGUAAGUCAACAGCCCAAGAUAGACACACAGCAGGUUGAUCGACAGAUUAAAAGCAUUAUGACAGAAAUCAUACCAGUUAUCAAACAACACAUGGAUAAUGUGUGUUCCUCAGAACUGCUGACGUACAUCAAGAGAUUAGUUCUAUCAUUGACUCGACAGCGUGAUGGGAGUCAGUACUCCAGGUUCUACCAUACCCAGUUAGGAUCAUCGCUGCAGGAUACAUUGUCAAAGUUUGAAGGCAGGAAAAUGAGAGAUUGUGGUGAAGAUUUGUUAGUAGAUAUGUCAGAAGUAUUAUUUAAUGAGUUGGCUUUCUUCAAAUUGAUGCAAGGAAUUGUGGAUGUUCCUUCAACAUCGGACCAAUCACAACAGACUUCUCCAUUUAAAUCAUCAGGAACACAGACCCAAGAAGUUGAGCAGGAUGAGGAGGAGAAUGAUGAUGAAGAAACUGAUCAGACUCAGGAAUCAGAUACAGAAACUACAUCCUCCACUGCUGAAGAACAAGCCAUCAAUACCUCUAUCAAAAUGGUGGAAAAUGAGGAGGAGGAGUUAGGCAAGAGCAGAGAUGAUGACUUUGCUAAUGAGGUACAAGUUAAGGAUUCUGAAGACAAAGACGAAGACACUGAAUCUCCAUACAAAAUGUCUCCAGUACAGAUAGAGCUGGCUGUGUCAGAAACUAAACCAUUCACAAGAAUUGGCAGUGAUGAAGAUGAUGAGGAUGCAUCAGAAUCACAGAGUGCUGACGAUCCAUCUGAGACUGCUGUGUCAAGAGACGCCAUGAUGGAAAGGUCACUUGACAAUGAUGACGGGACAACUGACGGCAUGCCUGAUGAAGAUUCUUUUGUCAAGAUCAGUAAGGAAGACGCAGAUCAGGGAGCCAAUACAUCAAAAGACAGCAAGUCAUCAGACACGCAGUGUAAUGGGGAGGUUUUAAUGAACGGAGAAAUCACAAUUGACGACCUUCCACCAUCACUAGAUAUCUGUCAGGGUGGUAUUCAACAAAGAGUACAACAAGAGCAGGUCAAUAACUCUGGGACAGCUGCUGUCCUGGCUACCAUGGAAACAGAACAGGAACUGGCAGGAGAUGGACUGUUCCUUAAAGAACCAGGUACAUAAUUUUGAAGAUGAGUUGAAGAUGGAAUAAUACAGAAAGACAGAUAUAUAUAUUUAUAUUUCUUAGAAUGUGUGAUAUAGACCAGGAAAACAAACCAUAUCAAACAGCUAUAAAGUUAUGUUAAUAUUUAGUCACAGAAUUCCUUAAUAAUAUUUACAAUCAAAGUCAUGUGAUCUGUAUACAGUGCAUACAUGUAUAUAUAGAAUUGUUUGAAAAUAACUCAUCCAUCAGGCCUUGUUAUAACAAUCACUCUGGGUAAUGAAUUUUGGGGAGGAAUUCUAGUGAGUCUACUGGAAUAUUUCACUCAUUCAACUUGAUUUGUUCGAAAAUCACUCUUGGAAGGGAUUCUAUUGAAUAGAUGUUGAUGUAUUUACCAGAAAAAUCAUUCUUUAUAUUCAGUAAAUAUUAUUUGACAGACAACCUAGUUCAUUGGUUGUUUCCAGUUUUUAGAUUAAAGGACAAACACUUACAGCUGAAAUAAUUGAGUGUGAACUUGGUGCAUUAAAGUUAAGUUUACUUGUUUGUAAGAUAAACCACAAAUUCUUAUUAGUUUGCUAUUGUAAAUAUAGAAACAGAUUUUUCAGUCAUCUUUUUGUAACAUAUUCUGUGAUUUGAACGACUCGUAAAGACUAUUGUUACCCUUUGAGCUAGUAAACAAAUAUAAAGUUAUUUUAUGGUCUACCAAGCAAAUAGGUCACUUUAACUUCAUUGUUCUGUAUACACACUCAAGUAAAUUAGCUGUAAUGACGAGAUAUCAAAAUAUGUCCCUUUAUGUAUCUAUCUCAUGACUUUGAUUGUACAUCUUACACAUAAGUGCUUUAUAAAUUUGAAGAGGUAGAGCUUCUUAGGGAUCCAUAGAACAGAAUAAAUUGUCAUAUGGAACUCCUGCUGUUUAAAGACGUAGACAUAUUAUAAUGGCAUCUAUUGUAAAUCUUAUACAUAAGCGCUUUGUAAGUCAAUAGAGUAUUCAUUUUCUUAUGACAUCUAAGAUGUAGUCAUUGAUAAAAUUAAUGUAGAUUUUUUAACUGUAGAAAAAAUGGUUGUAAGGGAACAUGUUUGUAGAAAUUGUUGCCCAUUUAUUUAUGUGCAAGAGUUGUCUUUCUUGUCUUUAUCAUUGUAUUUAGUGAUAAAGGGCAAGACAGGUGUUUAAAGUUGCCAUUUUAAGGCUUUUAGUUUAAAGAAUAGUUAUUUGUAAUGUAUGAAACAAAUAAAAUGAAAAUUGUAAAGUAAGUAAAAGUUUCUAUAAAUAUUAAAAAAUAUAAAAAAAACUAAAAUGUGAAAAAUUGGUCUAGAAGCUUUCAAAAAGUUUUUAUUUAAUGAAAUUCAAUAACAACAAGAUAUUGACAUUAUCAGAUAGAAAAUUAAGACAUGUGCCAAAAAAGUAUAUAUCAAAUGCUGUUCUAGGAAUUUGUUUUUUAAAUAAUAUUUUGAUGACUAUGAAAUGUUUUUGGAUACUGUUAAUGCCCCAUAGCGAAAGGCAAAUUGAUGAUUUGAAAUUUAAUUGUUGAGAGAAUGAAGAAGUGUUGUAUUGUAUGAGAAAUGAUGUUAGAAAUUUUUUUUUUGUCCAAUGCUGUGAUGAUCUACGCUGAGCUUCAUCAUGAGAUGUUAAGUAAUCAUCAGGAGAUCAACUGAAAUUGACUUGGUGUCUAUAGUGAAAAUCUGAAGCUAAAACCUGUUACUCAUUAUUUCAAUAGCUACAAAAAAAAAAUGAUAGUUUUUUUUGUAUUUUGUGAAGUUAGACCUAAUUAAUGAAUGUUGUUAAUAGGAAAUAUUGUUUAGGUUGAGAUAUGGUCUGACUUCCAUUACUGACUAAACAGAAAUAUGGUGGUAUUAUUUGCAAAAUUUGAGAACAGGAAGCCACAAAAGUAUUUGGACAGUACAAUAUACCCCCCCACC
Mytilus californianus (California mussel) is the source of this 7767-nucleotide messenger RNA. Its product is annotated as pericentriolar material 1 protein-like. Gene Ontology annotation, biological process: protein localization to centrosome; cilium assembly; centrosome cycle. Lineage: Eukaryota; Metazoa; Mollusca; Bivalvia; Mytilida; Mytilidae. The transcript has 38 exons. The coding region runs from base 123 to 5873 and encodes 1916 amino acids. Gene Ontology annotation, cellular component: centriole; centrosome; centriolar satellite. The record is from RefSeq and is a predicted model, not a curated record.